AAACUAUAGAAUGUUCGAUUAGUAAUGCAGUUGAUGAAACAUUUUCUUUACUAAUAGAGUGGGCUUUAAAAAGCCAUCAGAAACUAGGAAAACAUGGGGUAGGAAAACGAAUGACACCAAAGGUUAGACAAUAUCUUGAAGGAUUUUUUUUGGCUGGUAAUGUAAACAAAACAGAUCGUAUGACAGCCACAGAAAUGGUAAAAGAACUGGAAAGACUAGUAGAAGAGAAUGAAAUUACUCACAAGGAGGUGCCAAGUAUAAAGCGAAUUGAAAAUUGGAUUGCAGUCUACGCAGCAGGUUUGAAAUGGGAGGCAGCUGCUGAAAG
This is a messenger RNA of Dentiscutata heterogama, 325 nucleotides long. The record is from the annotation of a GenBank genome assembly. Lineage: Eukaryota; Fungi; Glomeromycota; Glomeromycetes; Diversisporales; Gigasporaceae.